AUGGCCGAUUUUCGGCAGCUGGCACUCGACUUUGUCCUCGAGGAAGAUGAAGCCAAACUAACAGAAUUGGCCCAGAGAGCGGCCAAAGAGCUUGAGACAGGUCCGGCCAAUUCCAACCCUGUUGCACGUUGGGUAGAGGCUGUCCAGCCAUGGAUGCCGGGUAACAACGAGACUGAGGAUGCACAAGAAACUCCAGACUGGACAUCAAGAGCAAAAGCUUUGGAGUUUUUAUCUCAUACACUGGAUUUUGUGAAACCGGAUCUCCUGAAAUUGAGCCAAGUGAAGCUCUUGAUUGCCUUCUUCGGCGCCAUGCUUGACAUUGAUCACAAAGCUGGCAUCCUAGCUUCGGCCUCGGCCUUGUCUCGGAUUAUAGCCAUGAAGGCCUUUCAAUCUCAGAGUGGCUACGACAUCAUUGGUAAAGUGUGCGGCAUGAAGGAAGACUUCCAAAGACAGACUAUCAAGACUCGCCUGGCAGUGUAUGAGUUGCUGAGAACACUCAUCUCUACCCCUGAAGUCGCGAGCAAUCUCCAGCAACGGGACGGACCUUCCUCUGCAUUCAUGACCAACCUGUUGGAGCUGUGCCGGAAUGAGAGAGACCCGGAUUGCUUGAUUGUAUGGUUUGACAUUCUGAGAAUUUUUCUCCAACAAUACGAGCCUACACAGGAGGUCCUCGAGGCCGUCUUUGCUGCUUUCAAGGCUUACUAUCCCAUCACCCUACCGCGCCUGUCGCAGAGUGGCCUUACUCCAGAAGACCUUAAAUCUCAGCUUCGGAAAUGCUUCUCAUCGACAUACCGCCUCGCAUCUCUUGCAUUACCAUUUUUGAUAGGUAAACUUGACCAAGGAGACGGCGUUACUGUCAAUGUCAAGGUCGAUGUUUUGAAAACUAUCAAAGAGUGUCUCGAAGAGUACACGCACCCAGAAGAAUCCAUUAUCCCAUACGUUAGUCGGACCUGGGGUAGUCUCAAGUAUGAGGUACGAAACGGGGAAAUCGAGGAUGCUAUUUGGGCUACUCUCGAAGUGUUGAAAACGCUCGCAACAAAACUCAAGGGCGACGAUCUCCGCAACUACACGCUGGAUGUGACGCGCGACUGCGUUAAUGACUUGUCGAAUCCCAUGUACACUACUCCGGCUGGCCGCCUCAUCGUCAGUGUUCUCAGCGCAAACCCGAGUGCAUUCGUCCUCAUGGUGGCGCCAACAAUCACGCACCUCAAGGACAAUCUACGACACCGGAAAUCAGUGACCCAUAGUCAAGAUUUGCUGAAAAUCCUUAAUGUCAUCUUGGAAACUCGACUCCUCCUGUCGCAGACGCAGAUGACUGAUGAACAAAAGAGCGAUUUUGUGUCCAUUGAUGGCAUCUUUAAGAAUCUUUACCAUGACGUUUAUAAAGGACCUGUCGCGCUUGGAAGCAACGAAAACGCCAAUGUGGAUGACAUUAAGAUUGCAACAGAGGCAGUUCAGGGAGCGGGUGCGUUGGUCUCUCAAGGAACCGUGCCACUCGGAUUGGAGAAAGAAAGUGGGCUGCUUCUUCCUGAAGCAACGUGCUCUGAAGUCUGCCAAGCGCUUUUCGCCAUUGCAUUAAAUGGGUUUGGUGGCCAUUCUUCAAACUCGAACUCAGAUGAUCUUCUGAAUGAGACAGCAAAGGCCCUACACAGAUCCAUCCAGGCCUACGCACCGGGUUUCCGACCUUUGGUUGAUCAGUUUGUGUCAGUCGCUCAAAGCAGUCGUAAUGACCAGAGUGACGAAGCUGCCGAGAAAAUCCAAAAGAUUGGCUCUCUGUUGGCUUAUAUUGGAUGCUCUGAAUUGCCCAAGUCCCUUAUUGCUGGGAGAAAUAACUUCUUGGCCCUGAUUCAUGUCAUGACUACCGAGUUAAUAGCGGCGAUGAACGCAAAAGCUAGCCCAAAGAUUUGGUGUGCGUUGGUUGUCGGUAUUCAGACUAUCUCACGCUACUUCAAUGACGCUUGCUUGAAGCAUAAGCCAGAGACGGACCAGGCUUUUGAUGGUUCCAUGUGGCUGUAUCGGGUCACUUACAAGUAUCCGGAGCUAAGAAUCAUUGCAGAGGAGGAAGAUGACGGCUCUGCACCGAGUUACAAUAGCCCAACACCGCAGAAAGAAACAACCGUUACUGAGCUUCGCAAUGACUUUUUGCUCGUUGCCCUGGUGGUUGUUCGGAGCCUUUAUCGCCGCGCAACCGCCGCCGUAGGUCUUAUCUCGGGCACCAAGACUCCGGCUCUUCAGCUCAGCAGGGACUUUGACGGCUCUGAUAAGACAUCUGAAUAUCAGUAUCUCCAUCUUGUCUCUGAUUUUGCCGGGUUCGUUGUUCGCGAGAUGGGCGAGGCUCAGCAGACUUCACUAAAGCUCGAUCACUACUUUUUGAAUCUUUUCCAAGAAGAACUAGUACCCGUCCCUGCUUCCGCUACAGAGGAACAGAGAAAGGCUAAACUGGAGAACUAUACUGAUGAGCAAGGAUCAUCAUGGGGUUGGUUGACGGAAAAGGCAGUGAAUACUCUUUCUUUCGGGCUCUUAGAGGCUAUGCGGCCGUCUAUUAUUGCAAAACUCUUUGAUUCUGGAGUUGCGCAAGAGCUUUUAAUCAGUGGCACUUUGAGCGCCUCUCUCACCCAGAACUCGGUCACCAGACCUGUAACCAGAUCUAUCCUGACCAUUCUGGCGAACAAGUACAAGGUUGAAAGCCUCGGAUAUCUGAUGUCCAAAUUGGAAGGCCGAUUGGAAGCCUCCUUGAAAAACGCCCAAAACGCUUCUGAUAGUGAUGAUGCUUCGCGCUAUCUAGAACAAGUAUCUUCCAUUUACGCAAUUGUCAGCGGGCUGAUUCGUCGCCCGGGCGGCACGCAAGCUCGAGCCCUGAUCCAGCGGCUACGCGAUGUUCCUGGGAAUGAAACUACCGGCCAUCUACUGGCUCGAAGACUGGAGAUGAUUGUUGCGCCGCAAAAGUUCUUGGCAAAGGAGAACUUUGCCAUUGUAAAGCCCCUCUGGACACAGAAGAUUUACUUUGAAUUAGUCAAGCCCAUGCUUGACAUUGCCACAAGUCAAGACGCCGAAGCUGGAAGUCAGCUUGUAAAGACCAAUUAUAGAAUUGGCGUUUUGUCAAUGGUUAAGCACAUGCCAUUUUCCAUUUGGGAAGACGAUUGCGUGGAGAUUCUACGCGUAUCAAUGGCACUCUCGCAAAGCUUGGGCCCAGGCCCAGAUACCCUGCCCACACUCGAAAUCCUCAAAAAGAUAUUAGCAGAGUCACCAGACAAGGCCCAAGAAUACGCCAAGAGCCUGAUCAACAUUUCACUGCCUUGCUUCUCACUCAAGGCCGCAGCACAGCUGACGCGGCCAGACUGGCUGCCCUCGGGCUACGUCCCGGCAAAGAUGCGUCCCGAGGUCGAGGCUGAAUGUGGAAAGCUGGCCCUGGAAGUUGUCGGUGCGCUGCCGAGGUUGUUCGAGUCGAGACACGUCGUGCCGUUUGUUCCACAGGUGCGGAGGGAGCUUUCCCUGGCAUGCGGGCAUCCGGUUCGGGAUCUGCGGAGACUGGCGAGAAUGGCCCGGGCCGCGUGGACGGAAAUCAAAUAA
This is a messenger RNA of Trichoderma breve, 3570 nucleotides long. RefSeq names its product dos2-interacting transcription regulator of RNA-Pol-II domain-containing protein. Lineage: Eukaryota; Fungi; Ascomycota; Sordariomycetes; Hypocreales; Hypocreaceae. Gene Ontology annotation, cellular component: cytosolic [4Fe-4S] assembly targeting complex. Bases 1 to 3570 code for a protein of 1189 amino acids. The record is from RefSeq and is a predicted model, not a curated record. The transcript is spliced from 6 exons. Gene Ontology annotation, biological process: iron-sulfur cluster assembly.